UUUGAGUCGUCACACAAAUACUAAUAAAUAAUAACGCUUUUUCCCUCUCAAUAAUCGACAUCUUUUUCUUUCAUCAGUUCGUUGUUUGGAGUGAAUAAAGCAGCUUCUGUAACUCCGUCAUCUUCUUCUUCCUUAGAAUCUCUCGUUUUAAGUAUAAACCCUGCAUUGCUUCCACCACCACCUCGUUUUCCUCACCACCCCCUAUAUAAACAGUUUUCUUCGGUUAAUUGCUGCAGGGAGGGUAAUCUGAAUCACGCUCACUUUCAUUUCGAAAAUAGAAGACAAUGGCUACUGAAGUAUAUCACCGGGCUUUGGGGACUUUUCAAUCCCGUUCCUAUCUCAACAAUUUUAGUCAUCAACAAAAGCUUCGGAACAAUUUAGUAAGAGUGGUGACAAAGGAUAAUCGCUCUGGCAAGAAGAAUUUUAGUGUAAUUCGAUCUUCAGCUUCUCAAACUUCAGUGGUUGAUACAGUGUUAUCCCCUUCAAGAAGCAAUACUAGUGACACUAACAAAAAAUCAAAUGAGGCUGCUUUGAUCCUUAUUCGACAUGGUGAGUCAUUGUGGAAUGAAAAGAACUUAUUCACAGGUUGUGUUGAUGUCCCACUGAGCAAGAAGGGCAUAGACGAGGCAAUUGAAGCUGGCAAAAGAAUUAGCAGUAUUCCUGUGGAUGUCAUAUUUACAUCUGCUUUAAUUCGUGCACAAAUGACAGCCAUGCUUGCCAUGACACAGCAUCGUCGUAGGAAGGUGCCUAUCAUAAUGCACAAUGAGAGUGAACAAGCAAGGGAAUGGAGUCAAGUUUUUAGUGAAGAAACAAAAAAACGAUCGAUUCCAGUCAUAGCAUCUUGGCAACUAAAUGAAAGAAUGUAUGGGGAGCUACAGGGUCUCAAUAAGCAAGAAACAGCAGAUAAAUAUGGGAAAGAACAAGUCCAUGAGUGGCGCCGAAGUUAUGACAUACCUCCUCCAAAUGGUGAAAGCUUGGAAAUGUGUGCUCAAAGGGCAGUGGCCUAUUUUAGAGACCAAAUUGAACCUCAACUUUUAUCUGGAAAGAAUGUUAUGAUUGCAGCCCACGGGAAUUCACUGAGAUCUAUUAUCAUGUAUCUUGACAAAUUAACUUCCCAAGAGGUUAUUAGUUUAGAAUUGUCAACUGGAAUUCCAAUGCUUUAUAUUUUCAAAGAAGGAAGAUUCAUGAGGAGGGGGAGUCCCACAGGACCAACUGAAGCUGGAGUUUAUGCCUAUACUAGGGGUUUGGCUCUUUACAGGCAGAGGUUGGAUGAUAUGUUCCAAUAAUGUUUUUUAGGGAAUACAUCAUGCAUUAAUCAGCAGCAUUAUAGUAAAGUCACAUAAUAAGGGGAAAAACUAGAUGUUAUCAAUAUUAUAAUUAGAUACCAUGAAAAUUUGAGCAUGCCCCGUAGCUUGAUUCUUUGGAUAUUUAGCAGAGUUUCGAACUGGUGGGUUGGAAUACCAGCUCCCCUCUUCAGCAUUGUUCUCAUAUGGUGAAGGAGUAGAUGCUUCCAUGUGCCUAUUGUAGAUGAAUCAUUGAAUCUUAUAGAAAUGCU
Molecule: messenger RNA, 1555 nt
Organism: Gastrolobium bilobum
Lineage: Eukaryota; Viridiplantae; Streptophyta; Magnoliopsida; Fabales; Fabaceae
Product: 2,3-bisphosphoglycerate-dependent phosphoglycerate mutase 1-like
Exons: 10
Coding region: 285-1286 (333 amino acids)
Biological process (GO): glycolytic process
Molecular function (GO): intramolecular phosphotransferase activity
Source: RefSeq, a predicted model, not a curated record